Messenger RNA from Monoraphidium neglectum, 1296 nucleotides. RefSeq lists its product as uncharacterized. NCBI's taxonomy places the organism in Eukaryota, Viridiplantae, Chlorophyta, Chlorophyceae, Sphaeropleales, Selenastraceae. Gene Ontology annotation, cellular component: chloroplast membrane. The record is from RefSeq and is a predicted model, not a curated record. Gene Ontology annotation, biological process: thylakoid membrane organization. Bases 1 to 1296 code for a protein of 431 amino acids. The transcript has 6 exons.
AUGAACAUUGUUGACACGCCAGGCACCAACGUGAUUGUGGAGCGCCAGCAGCGGCUGACGGAGGAGUUUGUGCCGCGCGCUGACAUGGUGCUCUUUGUGCUCUCGGCUGACAGGCCCCUGACCGAGAGCGAGCUCACCUUCCUGCGCUACAUCCGCCAGUGGCGCAAGAAGGUGGUGUUUGUGGUGAACAAGGUGGACCUGCUGGAGUCAGAGGACGACGUGGAGCAGCUGCUGGCCUUUGUGUCGGACAACGCGCGCCGCCUGCUGUCGCUGGACGCCCCCAGCGUGCUGCCCGUGAGCUCCCGCGCCGCGCUGCGGGCCAAGCUGGAGUGCGGCAGCGCGGUACACAGCGGGGCCAUGGACUCACUGGCGGACGACCUGCUGCAGGACCACCCCGCGUGGCGCGCCAGCAGGUUUGGCGAGUUCGAGCGCUUCAUAUACGACUUCCUAAUCGGCGGCGGCGCCGGCGCCGGCGGCGUGGGCGAGGGCCUGCGGCUGAAGCUUCAGACGCCGCUGUUCGUCGCCGACGCCCUCGCCGCCGCCGCCGGCCGCCAGAUCGCCGCCGAGGUCGCGUCCGCGGAGGGAGAGGUCGCCGCGCUGUCGGCUGUGCGGGCGCAGCUCGACAGGUUCACGGCCGACAUGGAGAAGGACGGCGCGGCGCAGCGCGCGGCGGUGCGGGAGCUGGUGGCGGCGGUGGUGGCGCGCGCAGACAAAUUCGUAGACCGGACGCUGCAGAUAUCAAACGUCGGCGCCGCAGGCUCGUACAUAUUCGGGGGCGCCGGCGGCGCGUCGGGGCUGCCCGUCGCCAAGGGGUUUGAUGGGGAGGUGGUGCAGGGGGCGGCGGACCAGAUGGCGGGGCUCGUAGCCGAGCACGCGGCAUGGCUGGCGUCGAAUUGUGAGGCGCAGGGGGAUUACUACACGGGGUACCUGGCGGCCCGCCGGCGCCCGCAGCGGCGGAGAGGCGGCGGCAGCGGCGGCGAGCGGCAGCGCGCGGCGGGUGAGGGCGCGGGCGGCGGCGAGAGCGGCGAGAGCGGCGAGAGCGGCACGCCGUCGCCGCCGCCGCGGACGGUGAGCGGCGGCGGGGAGGCGCUCGCAGUGGCGGUCGGCGGCGCAAUGGGGGCGGCGCAGGCGGCGGCGGCGGCGGGCGGCAGCGCGUCGCUGCAGGCGAUUGCGGACUUCAACCUCGCGGCGGCCAAGGUUUUGCUGGAAGAGGAGAUUCGGGAGCACUGCGCCUGGCUGGACGCCCUGAAUGCGCGUGACGCCUGCGGCGCUUCCAUGCCCGGCACACGGCUUUGA